GUCCAGCAUACGAUUGUAGAAGCUCCUUGACUCACGCCCCUCCCCCCCGGCGGGCAUCUCUGAUCAUCUUCAUAAGAUUGAUCCUCCGACCCAAUUCAUCUUCUCCCCAGACAUGACCAGCUCGUGAAUCCCGAGUCGAUUUGGCUGGCUGGCGAUGGCGUCGUCGUCCCUCAAGGCUCGCCCGCCGCCCAUCAUCCGCAUCGCCAACGGCACCUUCUACCGGCGACACCCCAACUCGCACCAGCCAGGGCCGCACCCGCGCCAUCCGAACCCGCCGCUCUUCCAUGGCCUGUCGUUCGAGCUGCCCUCGUCGGCGCCGGCGGCGCACAACUGGUGCGUCGUCGGCCCUUCGCUCUCGGGCAAGACGACUCUGCUGCAGGCCCUCCGCGGCCGCCUGAUCUGCGACCCGCCCACGGCGCGCUCGUUCCCGUACCUCUCGCAGGACGGCGUGCCGCCGCGGCUGCGAAACCCGCAGACGGCCGUGCGCUACGUCGGCUUCGACGCGGAGCAGGGCUCCGGCUCGCUGGCCCCCGGCGUGACGGCCUCGGCGUACCUGUCGGCGCGGUACGAGUCCCGUCGCGAGAUCACCGACUUUUCGCUCCGGGACUUCUUGCUGGGCAACACGGAGCUGAACCCGCUCAAGGCGCCGCCGGGCGGGGAGCAGGAUGACGGGUCCAUCUCGACGGAGCUGCUGGACCGCGUCGUCAGGGACCUGAAGCUCGGCCACCUGCUGGAUUUGCCCGUCACGUUCCUCAGCAACGGCCAGGGCCGACGAGCCCGCAUCGCGCGUGCGUUGCUCAUGAGGCCAGAGGUCCUGCUGCUGGACGAGCCGUUCAUGGGCCUCGAUCCCCCAACCGUGUCAGGCCUGAGCCCGCUACUGCAGUCGCUGGCCGAAAAGGCAAGCCCGCGGUUGGUGCUGAGCGCCCGGCCGCAGGAUCCGCUGCCCGAAUGGAUCACGCACCUCAUCUUCCUGCGGACGGACUGCCAGAUCGGGUCCAUGGGGCCAAAGGAAGUCGUGCUCGAUGGCCUGAAAAAGUACGUGCGCGGCGUCAGCAAGGGCGGCCUGGUCGAGGACGAGAAGCUGCCCGUCCACGCUUUGCAGGAUAUUGGCCGUGUCUUGUCGUCGUCGGACGCGUCGUCUACGUCUGGCGCGACGGCUACGCAGGCCACCUCGCAAGUGCUCGGCUCUACGAACGCGGACGCCGAGCCGCUGGUGGAAAUGGACGGCUGUCAGGUCCGCUACGGCGAGAAGAUUGCACUGGGGAACUGGUCACAGCAGACCCCGCGGGGCAACAAGGACGGCCUGAUAUGGACCGUCCGGCGAGGCGAGCGAUGGGGCGCCUUUGGCCCAAACGGCUCGGGCAAGACGACCAUCGUCUCGCUGCUGGGCUCGGACCACCCGCAGACGUACUCGAUGCCCAUCAAGCUCUUUGGGCGCAGCCGCCUGCCCGAGCCGGGGUCGGGCCAGCGGCUGCCGCUCACCUUCUGGGACAUCCAGUCGCGCAUCGGCCACUCGAGCCCCGAGGUGCACCAGCACAUGCCGCGGGGCCACACGAUCCGGCAGGUGGUGGAGAACGCGUGGUCGGCGACGUUUGGCACGCCACCCAAGCUGGACGGCGCGGCUAGACAGAGGGUGGACGCGGCGCUGCGCUGGUUCGCGCCGGAGCUGCGGCCCAACAACGCGGCGACGGCGACGGCGACGGCGAACGAAAACGGGCAUGGCGGCUGGGAUGGGGGGCGCGACGACGUCUCGUGGGCGGACGAGUACGUGUUUGGGGAGAUUUCCUUUUCGGCGCAGCGGGUGGCGCUCUUCAUCCGGGCCACGAUCAAGGGCGCCGACGUGGUGGUGCUGGACGAGGCGUUUAGCGGCAUGGACGACGCGGUGCGGGACAAGUGCACGCGCUUCCUCGAAGAGGGGGCGCGCGACGAGGAUAACAAGAACCGAGGCAGAGACGGAGAGCCCGCGGCGGCGGCGGCGAGGGCGUUGCUGCCCGGGCUGACGGACCGGCAGGCGCUGAUUUGCAUCGCGCACGUCAAGGAGGAGGUGCCCGACUGCGUGCGCGAGUGGAUGUGUCUGCCCGAGGCCAACACGGGCAGGCCGGCGCGGUUCGGGCGGCUGGACGGCCCGCUGAGGGAGGACGAGGAGCGGUGGCAUGCCAUCUGGGGGUUCAAGGCGAACUAGAAGACUAACGUAGUAGUUGGAUGGAUGAGCGGGCGGACGAGCGGGCGGACGAGCGGGCGUGCCCGCGCAUGAGAAAUGGUGAAGGUUGGCUUCAUGACGAUGUAUUCACCAUAUAAAUUGUACAUACAUACUUAGCUAGAUAGGUACAGCACCGCCGGACUCUACAUGGCGACAAUGAGGAGUUGAUGCUGGACACUUGUUGUGGUUGCUGUUGGG
Purpureocillium takamizusanense is the source of this 2398-nucleotide messenger RNA. RefSeq lists its product as uncharacterized. The record is from RefSeq and is a predicted model, not a curated record. Gene Ontology annotation, molecular function: ATP binding; ATP hydrolysis activity. Bases 155 to 2182 code for a protein of 675 amino acids. NCBI's taxonomy places the organism in Eukaryota, Fungi, Ascomycota, Sordariomycetes, Hypocreales, Ophiocordycipitaceae. The transcript has a single exon. Gene Ontology annotation, cellular component: mitochondrion.